CACCACCACCUCCACUUCCUCCGUGCGCCCGCUCUCUCCCCGUCCGUCCCCAGCAGCAUUCGCAAAACGCAAACGAACGAACGCCCCCGAAGCCAGUAGUCACGCACCCGACUCACACACACACACACACUCCCCUCGCGCACUCACAACACUCUCUUACCGCCCAGCCGUGCCCCUGGCCCACCGCCGCAGCGCCGCCUGCAUGGACGGCCACCCCAGGGCCCGCCUCGCCGGCGCCGGCGGCGAUCUCCGCCCGCCGGAGCCGCCGCUCGACCCGCUCGAGUUCCUCUCCCGAUCCUGGAGCGCCUCCUCCGUCGACGUCCCGCGCGCGCGUCCUGGGGCCCCGCCGCCGCUGCCGGCCCUCGCCGGGCCCAUCGCCGAGGACGCCGCCUGCGAGCUCGACGACGGGGGCGCCGCCACCGCGGGGAGCUCCUUCUCCUUCGCAUCCGCAGCCACCUCGCAGUUCAUCAUGGAGCGGAUCCUGGCGCAGUCGGAAGUGGCGCCCCUCACAUCCGGCCGGCUCUCGCAUAGCAGCGGCCCUCUGACCGGCGGCGGUUCCCUCACCGACAGCCCGCCGGUCUCGCCGGAGAUUGAUGACUCGCAGUACUGUAGAGCAGCGGGCACACCGAAGCCACAGGCAUACCGAGGCGGCAGCAAGACAGUUGGCCGGUGGCUCAAGGACAGGAAGGAGAAGAAGAAAGAGGAGACACGAGCACACAAUGCACAGGUCCAUGCUGCUGUUUCAGUUGCAGCGGUGGCUGCAGCGGUUGCAGCCGUGGCAGCUGCCACGGCUGCAGCCUCAGGAUCUGGCAAGGAUGAUCGUGCAGCUCGCACCGACAUGGCUAUGGCUUCCGCAGCAACACUUGUUGCUGCACAAUGUGUUGAGGCCGCUGAGUCCAUGGGAGCUGAGCGUGAGCAUUUGGAGGCAGUUGUUAGCUCAGCAGUGAAUGUCAGGACUCCUGGAGACAUUGUCACGGUCACAGCUGCUGCCGCUACUGCAUUGAGAGGUGCAGCCACAUUGAGGGCAAGGGCUUUGAAGGAAGUGUGGAACAUAGCGGCAGUGAUCCCAGUAGAGAAGGGGACGAUGGGAGGAGGUGGCCACCAUCACAAGCAGAGUGUGCACAAACAGCAUCACAAGUUGGAGAGCAACGAUAGUAGCGUUAGCGACCUUUCGCUCGAUGAGGAAAACAAUUUCCUGGGCAUUUGCAGUCAGGAAUUUCUUGUUCGCGGCACUGAGCUUCUCAAGCGCACACGGAAAGGUGCACUGCACUGGAAGGUUGUAUCAGUCUACAUCAACCGGUUGGGCCUGGUUGCUCUCAAAAUGAAGAGCCGGCAUGUUGCUGGGACAAUCACCAAGAAGAAGAAAAAUGUGGUGAUAGAUGUGUGCAAGGACGUUGCAGCAUGGCCAGGCCGACACCUGCUGGAGGAUGGUGAGCACCGCCGUUACUUUGGCCUUAAGACGGCUGAUCACCGAGUAAUCGAGUUCGAGUGCACCAGCCAGAGGGACUACGAGUUGUGGACCAAGGGCGUAGCGCGCCUCCUCAGCAUUGCCGGUGAGCGGAAGCGCCUCCUGUGAGUAGCCCUCCUGCGGCAACCAGCCGGCUCAGGGCUGCGCUGGGUUGGCCCUAGCCAUCUGUUUGCUAGGCUGUAGAUGUGAAGUGAGGGCAACAAAACAGCGUGGGUGAUGAGGUGUGCCUUUUGUCCCAGAAGAAGUAUGUAGCUAGUGCUCCUGUUGUUGUUAGGGCAGGAAUUCAAUUAAAGGGGACGUGUUUAUGUGCUUCUGGGGAAUGCAACGCAUGGGUUUCCAUCCCUCAUAGCAGCUCAUAGCCUCAUAGCAAGAAAAGAAGGGGAGGAGAGUGAGGUUCUUUCUUUGCUCUAUUUCCUUCGUUUUAUUUCUGUUCUGUUCUGUCUCCUGUAAGUUUUGUUUCUUUUUUUCUUUCUCAUCCGGGGUGUGGCCUAUACAGUCAUAUCUAUCUGGAGCUGUGGCUAGCUGGAAAAGGAUAAAUGCGUUGUUCUGUUAUUAUUUAGUAUAAAGCAUCUGUUUAUGCCAUUUCCGGUUGCAUGUGCUUGGUAGAACAUCUCAGUUUUCCUUGUUUUUAAUGGGGAUUCCGUGAGCUUGUUUGA
Molecule: messenger RNA, 2124 nt
Organism: Brachypodium distachyon (stiff brome)
Lineage: Eukaryota; Viridiplantae; Streptophyta; Magnoliopsida; Poales; Poaceae
Product: VAN3-binding protein
Exons: 7
Coding region: 203-1576 (457 amino acids)
Biological process (GO): phloem or xylem histogenesis; leaf vascular tissue pattern formation; auxin-activated signaling pathway
Source: RefSeq, a predicted model, not a curated record